UCUUGAAUUGUUUCCAUUCCAGAUACUAGUUCAAUCGGUUGGACUGCUUGCUGGUCGAUCUUGGGACCAAGUCUGCUCCUUGGCUCAUAUAGAAGUGGUUCGAAGGGAAGGGGGGAAUCCUUUCGAGCUUGACUCUCAUUCUUUCAUCGCGGCUGCUGUCCGUUUGAUCGACCACCAUGAAGAUCUCUGAAAAGUUGCAAAAGGCAGAAAGGGAAGGACGAACGUUUUGGAGUUUUGAAUACUUCCCUCCAAGGACAGCGCAGGGUUUACAAAAUCUGUAUGACCGUAUAGAGCGCAUGCGUGAGCUUGGACCGGAAUUUAUCGAUAUCACUUGGGGUGCUGGAGGCAAGAAUGCCGAUCUGAGCAAUAACUUGGUCCAGAUAUGUCAACGAAGCAUCGGCAUCGAGUGCUUCAUGCAUUUGACUUGUACAGAGAUGCCACAGGAAAAGGUCACCUGGGCAUUAGAUCAAGCCAAGGCGCACGGAUGCCAAAACAUUCUGGCGCUUCGAGGUGAUCCCCCACACGGCUCAUCAAGCUGGAAACCGACUCCAGGAGGUUUUCACUACGCCGUAGAUCUCGUCAAAUACAUUCACAAGACUUACCCUGGUGAUUUUUGUGUCGCUGUCGCUGGUUUCCCAGGGGGACAUCCCGAAACGGCAGAUACUCCAGAAGCGAGACAUCAGGAAAUGAUGUACUUGAAAGAAAAGGUCGACGCUGGAGCAGAGUUCAUCUUUACUCAAAUGUUCUACGAUACCGAUAUCUUUUUCGACUGGAUCAAGCGAGUUCGACAAGCUGGCAUCACGGUCCCGAUUAUUCCAGGAAUCAUGCCGAUCCAAAACUGGGACAAGUUUCAGACUUGGGUUAAGAGAGAAAGAAUCGUCGUUCCUCCACAUUUCUACGAGGCUUUGAAUCCUGUCGUUGGAGAUGAUGAGAAAGUACGAGCGGUAGGCACCAAAUUGGUCGGGGAUAUGUGUAAACGGAUCUUGGCCAACAAGGAAGCUGGCAUCAAGGGUCUACAUAUCUACACGCUGAAUCUGGAGAAGGGAGCCAAGAUGUUGUUGCAGGAAGUUGGCCUCGAGGCUCACCGCGAACAAGUCGCUCCUUUACCUUGGCGACCGAGUUUGGCUCCUCAUCGACGAUCAGAGAGCAUCCGACCCAUCUUUUGGGCCAAUCGAGUCAACUCGUACCUUUCACGUACGGACGAUUGGGACGAGUUUCCGAAUGGACGCUGGGGAGAUUCAAGAAGUCCAGCGUACGGUGAUCUGGAUGGGUAUCCCGUGUCGAUUGGAAUAUCAAGUACGGAAGCGUAUUCACUCUGGGGACACCCGACUUCGUUCGAAGAUGUCUGUCACCUCUUUGCGAGGUUCUGUCGUGGCGAUUUGACAAAACUUCCUUGGUCUUCCAAUCCUGCGGCUUCAGAGACGACAGUCAUCACGACUCAAUUGGCCAAGAUGAAUGAAUUGGGAUACCUAACCAUCAAUUCGCAACCUGCCGUCGAUGGUGUCUCGUCCGAAGACAAGGUACACGGGUGGGGUCCGGCCGGAGGUUAUGUCUACCAAAAGGCCUACCUUGAGUUCUUCGUCUCUCCUGAACUCUUGUCCAACCUCAUUCGCCGAAUCGAACGUGAUCCGAGGAUAACAUACUACGCCGUCAACAAGCAAGGCGACUUGCGGACCAAUACACACAGCGAGGGUCCCAACGCCGUCACUUGGGGUGUUUUCCCAGGUAAAGAGAUCGUUCAACCUACCAUCGUCGAAGCUGUCUCAUUCAUCGCUUGGAAAGACGAAGCGUUUGAACUAGGAUGUCAAUGGGCCAACCUUUACCCAGAAGACUCUCCAUCUCGACAGAUUAUCGAGCAAGUCAUGAACACGUCGUACCUUGUCAAUAUUGUCGCAAAUGAUUUCAAAGAUGGUUCGUCCAUCUUUGAGCCUUUUGAUCUGGACAUGAAGCCCUCCUUGACGAAUGGUCAGACGACCAACGGCGUGACUAUCAACGGAUCAGCUCCUACUCCUGAGCAGAACGGUGAUGGUGGUAUCGUCAAUGGGAUCAAAAAAAUGGUCGACACCUCCGUUCAAGCCGUAUCCAACGGUCAUUAGUCAAGGCCAUUCUCAAUCAAUCCUCUCUUGACUCAGAGAUAAAAAACUCAAGCUACGUUUCAACUCGUUGCUUUUGCUACAGUUUGGUCGCAUCAUUACUAGAAGAAUAUACCCAAGAUCAUCAAUACCCAUCAUCAUCAUUCCGAUAUACCUACUGGAUAUACCCCCCAAAACCAAUAGAAGAAGAACAAGAAGUUGCAUUUGUAUUUGCACGCCGGCUUUCAGGACAUACUCGCAUCUUUCAUACUCGAUAGAUGAAGAUGGAAACAAACACAAGGUGCAGAACCGGGUCACCGGUUCUUGUAGUUGGGAUAGAGGAAGAGGACGACGAGGACGACGAGGACGAGCCUAGACCGCUAGAUAUCAUGUGGGUCUGCAUCAUCACAUCAGUUGUUCUAUUUGUAAAGACGGAUCGGUUUCCGGAAGUAAAAAAAAAAACACAACAAAGGGGUUCAACACCGCAUCAUGUCAUUCAUGCAUAUAAUCAUCCAU
Molecule: messenger RNA, 2588 nt
Organism: Kockovaella imperatae
Lineage: Eukaryota; Fungi; Basidiomycota; Tremellomycetes; Tremellales; Cuniculitremaceae
Product: methylenetetrahydrofolate reductase-domain-containing protein
Exons: 6
Coding region: 177-2096 (639 amino acids)
Biological process (GO): tetrahydrofolate interconversion
Cellular component (GO): cytosol
Molecular function (GO): FAD binding; methylenetetrahydrofolate reductase [NAD(P)H] activity
Source: RefSeq, a predicted model, not a curated record